AUGGAGUCACCUUCAUCGGCGACGUUGACAUCUGUCGACGUCGAAGAGCAGAGGGAUGCGCUCCGCAAGCGCUUGACUGUGACUUUCCGUAACCUCAGUGUCCGAGUGACGGCUCCAGAUGCUGCUCUUGGGAGUACAAUGUGGUCCGAAGUCGACCCCCGGCAAUUGCUGGAUCUUUUCGAACGAAACAAGCGUCCUAAGCGUGCAAUUCUCAACGACAUCAAUGGGCAAGUGAAACCAGGCGAAAUGUUACUUGUUCUUGGUCGACCGGGGUCGGGCUGUACUUCUCUGCUGAAUGUGCUCUCCAACUCGCGAGAAUCAUUUGAUGAAGUCAUUGGCGAGACAUUCUACGGUAGUAUGGACCACAAGACUGCUAAAAAAUACCGCCAGCAGAUUAUGUUUAACACAGAAGACGAUAUUCACUUUGCAACUCUGACCGUCAAUCGUACGAUGAAGUUCGCUCUGCGAAAUAAGAUACCACGUGAGCGCCCAGAGCAUCUUCAGGGUAAGAAGGAUUUCAUUUCAGAUAAAAGGGACGAGAUUCUUGAUUCCUUGGGUAUCGGUCAUACGAAGAAAACAUUAGUGGGGAACGAGUAUGUUCGGGGUGUAUCUGGUGGAGAGAGGAAAAGGAUGUCGCUAGCAGAGGUGAUGGCUGGACAGAGCCCUGUUCAGCUCUGGGACAAUCCAACACGAGGUUUGGAUUCGAAGACCGCGGCUGAAUUCGCAAAAGUUCUGCGCCGGGAAGCGGAUCGGAACAAGAAGACAAUGAUUGCGACCAUGUAUCAAGCAGGAAAUAGUAUCUACGACGAGUUUGACAAAGUCCUUGUUCUGGCGGACGGUCGAGUCAUCUAUUAUGGGCCUCGGAGCUGUGCCCAAAAGUACUUCGAAGACCUCGGCUUUAUCUGCCCUAAGGGAGCCAACAUAUCUGACUUCCUCACCGCAUCUACUGUGACCACUGAGAGAAUCAUCCGGCCCGGUAUGGAGGCGACCGUCCCAAACACUCCAGAGGAGUUCGAAGCCAUCUUCCGUAAGAGUGAAAUAUUCAAGCAGAUGAUGGAAUCGAUCAUCCCUCCGGAGCAGUUGACGUACGAGGUUGAUGAUCUGAAGCUUGCUGUUGCUGCUGAGAAGCGGAAACGUCACCUUCCCCGUCCUAAGAGCGUGUACACUGUUGGCCUUUGGGACCAGAUUGUAACGUGCACUAUCAGGCAAUUCCAGAUCAUCAUGGGUGAUAAACUCUCUCUCGCCAUCAAGGUCUUCAGCUCCAUUAUACAGGCCCUCGUCUGUGGAAGUCUCUUCUAUAACCUUAAGGAUGACAGCACAUCGAUCUUCCUUCGGCCUGGGGUUCUGUUCUUCCCUGUUCUAUACUAUUUGCUGGAAUCUAUGUCCGAAACAACUGCAUCUUUCAUGGGUCGUCCCAUUCUGUCUCGGCAGAAGCGUUUUGGGUUCUAUCGCCCUACGGCUUUCUGUAUCGCCAAUGCGAUCACGGAUAUCCCCAUGGUGAUGAUCCAAGUGACCUUCUUUUCGCUUAUUCUAUAUUUCAUGUCCGCUUUGCGAAUGGAUGCUGGAAAGUUUUUUACCUUCUGGAUUAUCGUAAUCGCACAGACGUUAUGUUUUGUUCAGCUCUUUCGCAGCGUAGGCGCUGUCUGCAAAAAAUUCGGAAAUGCCUCAAAGAUUACGGGUUUACUUUCAACGAUCUUCUUUGUUUAUGGAGGAUAUCUUAUUCCAUUCCAUAAAAUGCAUGUUUGGUUUCGUUGGAUAUUUUAUCUCAACCCAGGUUGGUUUUCCCGAGAGUCAACAGCAGCACUCGAUGUUGACUGGAAUAUAGGAGCCUAUGCCUUUGAGUCCUUCAUGGCCAACGAGUUCGUCGGUUUGAAAUUGAAAUGCGUCUCACCAGACUACAUUCCAUUUGGCAAUGGAUAUUCGGACUCGGCCUCACAGUAUCGGGGAUGCUCUGUCAUCGGCAGCAAUGAGGAGGGCAUCAUCGAUGGGGAAACCUACAUCCGUGAACAGUACAACUACUCUGUUCACCAUAUCUGGCGAGGAUUUGGUAUCAUCGUCGGCUUUUGGGCAUUCUUCAUAUUCCUGACUGCUCUCGGCUUUGAGAUGCACAAUAGCCACGGGGGCUCGUCGGUAAUCCUCUAUAAACGAGGAAGCAAGAAAAAUCGAGUCCAAGACGAAGAAAAUGGACGCCAAGGGCAGUAUUCAGAAAAGGAUUCCGGGACCUUUUCCCAAUCAGCCAAGCAGUCGACUUUCACAUGGCAUGAUCUGGACUACCACGUCCCGUUUCAUGGAGAGAAAAAGCAAUUACUGGACAAGGUAUUUGGAUACGUGAAGCCAGGUAAUCUGGUUGCGCUGAUGGGAAGUUCUGGGGCUGGAAAAACGACACUGCUGGAUGUGCUGGCUCAGAGAAAAGACUCGGGCGAAAUCUUCGGGUCGAUCUUGAUCGAUGGACGCCCUCAGGGUAUCAGCUUUCAACGCACAACUGGAUAUUGUGAGCAGAUGGAUGUACAUGAAGAAACGUCCACUGUUCGAGAAGCCCUAAUUUUUUCUGCCGUGCUUCGCCAACCCUCCACGGUUCCCUAUGAAGAGAAACUGAACUAUGUGGAACACAUCAUUGAUCUCUUAGAGCUGCGGGACAUCUGUGAUGCUCUGAUUGGAGUUCCGGGCGCUGGGCUCAGUAUUGAGCAGCGAAAACGAGUAACACUAGGUGUUGAGUUGGUCGCAAAGCCUACCCUUUUGUUCUUGGACGAGCCUACUUCCGGUUUGGAUGGUCAGAGUGCCUACAACAUCGUUCGAUUCUUGAGAAAGUUAGUAGACGGUGGACAGGCUGUUCUGUGCACGAUUCAUCAACCUUCUGCUGUAUUAUUCGAGGCAUUCGAUUCGCUACUGCUCCUUGCAAAAGGAGGAAAGAUGACAUACUUCGGACAAACUGGCAAAGAUUCGAGCAUAGUGCUCGACUAUUUUGGGAGAAACGGUGCACCUUGCCCGCCUAACACCAAUCCAGCAGAGCAUAUCGUGGAUGUCGUGCAAGGAAAUACCGAAGAAAAGAUCGACUGGGUUGAAGUCUGGAAGCGUUCAGAGGAACGUCAAAGAGCGAUGGCUGAACUAAAUGCAUUGAACGAAGCUUGCAAAGCCGAUCCCAACUACGUUGAGGACACAGCAGACUUUGCUACGUCGCACUGGUUUCAGUUCAAGACAGUUCUUAAACGACUUAUGAUUCAGCUUUGGCGGUCACCCGAUUAUAUGUGGAAUAAAAUCAUCCUUCACGUUUUUGCCGGACUCUUUGGUGGGUUUACCUUCUGGAAGAUGGGCAAUGGCACUUUCGAUCUUCAACUGCGUCUUUUCGCCAUAUUCAAUUUCAUUUUUGUGGCGCCAGGCUGUAUAAACCAGAUGCAACCAUUCUUCCUCCAUAACCGCGACCUCUUUGAAACUCGGGAGAAGAAGUCGAAAAUCUAUCAUUGGAUUGCAUUCAUCAGCGCCCAGGUGGUUUCGGAGAUCCCAUACCUGAUCGUUUGUGCAACCUUGUACUUCGCAUGCUGGUAUUUCACAGCUGGAUUCCCCGUUCGUGCUGCUGUUUCUGGACAUGUUUAUUUGCAGAUGAUUUUUUAUGAGUUCCUGUACACGUCCAUCGGCCAAGCAAUCGCCGCUUAUGCCCCCAAUGCGUAUUUUGCUGCCGUUAUGAAUCCUGUUCUUAUCGGAGCCGGAAUGAUCAGUUUUUGCGGUGUCGUCGUCCCGUAUAGUUCGAUGCAACCAUUCUGGCGGUACUGGCUGUACUACCUGGACCCCUUUAAUUACCUUGUCGGCGGUCUGCUGGGUGAGGUCCUGUGGGACGUCAAAGUGGAAUGUAAGGAAUCGGAAUGGGUACGUUUCGCAGCACCGCCGGGCCAGACCUGCGGCGAAUACAUGGCCGGCUUCCUAGCAGACAACUCAGGCUACCUGCGUGACUCGAAUGCCACGGCAACAUGUUCGUACUGCCAGUACAGUACCGGUGGCGAUUAUGGUAAGACCUUCAACCUGAGGGAUAAGUACUAUCCGUGGAGAGAUACUGGGAUUACGGCGCUGUUCUGCAUUUCCUCGUAUGCUCUUGUCUUUCUGAUGAUGAAGCUGCGGAGCAAGAAGACCAAGAGCGCGCGGUCUGAGUGA
Monascus purpureus is the source of this 4143-nucleotide messenger RNA. The record is from the annotation of a GenBank genome assembly. NCBI's taxonomy places the organism in Eukaryota, Fungi, Ascomycota, Eurotiomycetes, Eurotiales, Aspergillaceae.